AAUUAAUUACAGCUGUUCAGAAAUGUGCUGCAGACCUUUCUUCUACCAGUCGGUAAUUUUCGAUCGGCUGUUGCGUCCGAUGAUUAGCAUUUAGCGCCCUCGAAGUACAAGAACAUCGACGCGGCCGCUGCACUUUAUCGCAUGGAUCCCUCUGUGUUGUCCCAUUCGAGACGGCGGGGCGCGUGUUGCAUUACGGAAGCUGCGCGGCGAUGAAUCGAUGCAGCCGUGGACGGUUGUUUCAGCAUUAAGGGCUACUACGAUAGGCUUUCUCUUGUUGAGUGUACAGUCUACAGAAGAUUUUGCGCCCGGCUGAAACACCGGCAUUUCCAUGAUCGAUUAGACGGAACAAGCGGGGACCUGUGGAUGACGAGAGACUGCGGCAGUUAAAGAAUACGCGCAGCCAGCUGCAGCUGAUUGUCGCUCCUUCAUUUUUCUCAGCGUCUUUUGUGAGUGUUGUCGCCCAUAUUGAUAUAAGUUUAUUUAUUUGGGGGCCGAUUUCCUUUGUCGACCUGCUAUCAUGUAGACAGUAUUUUCUAUUUAUUUUCAUAAUUCGUAAAAUGUUAUAUUUUUCUGAAUUACAAAUCGGAUGUAAUUGUGUGCUAGAGUAUCAAAAAUUCUGUGCCUAUGUUUUUCAAGAAAUUUCCUUGUUCAAAAAUGACCAGAGACGUUGCCAUCUGGAUGCUGCGCAGUUGCAGCGGAAGUCUCUGUAGUGCAAGAUUCUCAUCGUAGGCCGGCGCAUUCCACGGUCAUGCAGUAUUAUUGAGAAUCAUGCAUUGAGAAUUUUUGCUUAAACGUCGGAUUCUCUCCAACGCCGAAAUUAUUCACCGAAAUCAUGGAUACCGAUAACAGCUCCGAAGGAGACAAUGACAAGAUAAAGGAUCGUCUUAUGAAACACCUAAAGAAAGAGGUGAAGCAGAUCAUGGAAGAAGCCGUUAUGCGAAAGUACAUCAGCGAAGACAGUUCAUCUAUUACGUCGCUCUGCGCUUGCGUGGAGGCUUGUUUGACGCAUGGGCUAAAAAGGCGCACUUUGGGUCUCUUCAAAACGGCAUCUAGUACCGCGGCACUGCUCCAGAAGAUCUCCAAAUCCUGCCCGGAAGCGGACGCUGUAAGGAAGAUCCAGUACAAUUUUGAGCCGGUAGUCAGCAUGACGAGUUUCGGGAGCAGGAAAGCGCUUUUCGACAAACGAAACAGCAAAUCGCUACCACCGUUGAAGAAGCUGCCGGGGCCGACGGUUACCCAUAAAUAUUUAUGGAUUCGCAUUGCACUCGUGGAAAAAGUCCUGGAUAAGAUUGUGGAUUACCUCGUUAAGUCGGCGGAUAAGUAUUACUCCGCCAAUUCCCUAAUUGCUGACCCUACGGAUGGACCAAUAAUUGCGUCGCUGUUGGUUGGCCCGUGCGCACUGGACUUCUCCCGCAUGAAGACUCCUGAUCAUCUGUGGACGGAUCCUUCGGCGGAUGAACUCGUCUUGCGGCACCGUAUUCACGGCAGCGCGGUGCAGUACCAAGUAUCCAACGGUAGCCUGUCGUCACCUAAGCGCUUCGGUUUGAGCUUUAAGCGCAAUGCCAGCCAUAGUUCCAGUAGCUGUGAAGAGGCUGUUCCGCGCAGUGCCGCCAAAGACUACGUGGAGUCACUGCAUCAGAACAGCAAGAGCACGCUGCUGUACGGGAAGAACAAUGUGAUGAUGCGGCCGCGUGACACCAGUCAGCCCAUGCAGGGCUAUCUCUCCCUGCAUCAGUCCGGGGAAUCCCUGCUCGCCAUCAAAUGGACGCCAAAUCAGCUAAUGAACACUCCGGCUGAUGAGUCUUUUGAUAUGGUGGUGGAGCGCAGUCAGUACUGGGAUUAUGCCAUCUGUAUUUCCGUGCCGACCAUUGUUUAUUUGCACUGCCAUCAUCAACCCGAUCAUAGCGGAUCCAUUGUACUGGUUGGCCAAGAUGGUAUCCAGUUUCCGCCCCUCCAAUUUCCUCCUGGUGGCCAUUUGUUGGCGUUUCUGUCUUGCCUAGAAACCGGCUUGGAGCCCUUUGGCCGACUAGAUCCGCCGUUAUGGUUUGAGCCGGGCAUCGGAAAAGUCUUUCCCCACCUCAAACGCAAAACCGCGCAAUCCUCCGAGCCGGAAUCAACGAGCUUCGAUUAUGUAUUUCGUAUCAACUGUGACUUGCCAAAUUUAUCUCAGAGCAAAUUGAAUUUGAUCAUGCACACUGAUCUGAUGCCGCACCCACUGCGGCAAGUGUCCUCCGGGAUCCAGUCGACAUUAUCCAAUUCGGAUCAGUUUUCCUCUAGUAACAGUGCGGGCAGUGCCGCCAGUCAAGCACCCGAUUCACCGGCCAAGUUUUUCGACUUCGACCACUUGGAUCUGGCUGAUGAGUUGGGUGAUUCCCGUUCCUCCAUGCUCCGCGCAUGUGAUACCAUGAAACAACAGCUAAUCACCCGGGCGUUCUACGGAUGGCUCGCUCAUUGCCGGCACUUACGCACCGUCCGCCAGCACCUUUCCGGUCUGGUGGCCGGCGAGCCCGUGACCGUGGAUGACCCGGCCGAUGCCUCAUCCGGUCUGAGUAAGCCGGUGUGGGAAGCGCAUCGCAGCGGGGAUAGUGUCCUCUCCGGUGAUGAAUUAUGCCGCCUCGUCUACUACGGCGGCGUGGAGCCAUCCAUUCGGCGCGAAGUGUGGCCGUGUUUGCUGGGUCACCAUGCCUGGCAUUCAUCCGGCGACGAGCGGGAUUCACUGGAUGCUGUCAUGCGUGUCAGCUACGAGCACAGCAUGUCCGAAUGGAUGGCUGUGGAAGCAAUAGUGCGGCAGAGAGAUAAGGAGAGCUUUGCAGCCAGUGUCGCCAAGAUCACCCAUCAGACAUCGGUGGAGAUACCCUUGGUGGGCAAAGAUACCACUUUAAGCAACGAUGUCUUUGAGGACGACGUAAUGAGUGUCAGCUCGACGGAGACACCGUCCGAAUGGACACUGAGUGCUCAAAGCGCUCACGAUAGGAAAGAGUCGCUGCGGAGUAUGCCGAGCAUCAGCAAAGAUUUUGUGGAUGACGGCACAACAAACGCUGCAGAUGAGCCAAAUGGAUCGACUGACGUUGCUGGAAAUAAUGAAGUGGGUGAGGCCGCCCCGCAGGAAGCAGUUAACGGAUUAUCAUCCAGCGUAAUGAUAACACAAUCCACCGUCGAUCACCAUAACGCCGACAGCGGAAUGCAGCGCAUCUGUUCCACAGGAUUCUUAGGGGAUGAGCUCAAGGAAAGCGAAUGCCCGUCGCCGGCAUCCAGCAUUGGUGGCAUAUAUACGGAACAACUUGUGGAUGAAUUUGCCAUGAAUCUGCAUAGGAUCGAUAAGGAUGUGGCGCGUUGCGAUCGGACAUAUUACUACUUUACGCACGCCAAGAAUCUAGAGAAAUUGAGGAAUAUUAUGAGUACAUACAUCUGGCUGAAUUUGAAAGAAGGAUAUGUACAGGGCAUGUGCGACGUGGCAGCACCGCUGUUAGUGACCUUUGACGACGAAGUCAUGGCGUUCACCUGCUUCUCGGAGCUAAUGAAGCGGAUGGCGCGAAAUUUUCCCACCGGUGGUGGCAUGGACCGGAAUUUCGCCAACAUGCGCUCGCUCAUACAGGUUCUCGAUCCGGAGUUGUAUGACCUCAUGCGGGCCAAUGGCGACUAUACACACUUUUACUUUUGCUAUCGGUGGUUUCUUCUGGAUUUUAAACGGGAAUUGGUGUACGACGACGUUUUUAUGGUGUGGGAAACGAUUUGGGCAGCGACCCGUGUGGCCAGCCAAGAGUUUGUACUUUUUCUAGCCCUUGCCAUGCUGGAAUGCUAUCGGGAUAUUAUUCUGGACAACGGCAUGGACUUUACCGACAUCAUCAAAUUUUUCAACGAAAUGGCUGAGCAUCACGAUGGGAAAACAAUUCUACGAAUUAGCCGUGAUUUAGUUCAACGAAUUCAGAAUUUGAUAAACACUCAGUGAUCUCUUUUCUCCGACCGCGAAGUCUAUUUUCCAGAGAAGCUAAUUUAAAUAAACAUGUAGGAGUGGAAUUUUUAACCUUUUAAUAAAAUUUUGACCUUUGGCUGUUGAGUAGUUUUUUUCAGGCUAAAAUCCAGUUAAUGCUGUUUUUAUAAAGCCGAUUUAUUGUUCAUUUUGUAGGUAUUUGGCUACAAAUCCGUAAAGCGUUAAUAAAACAUUCCGUAUUCU
Molecule: messenger RNA, 4174 nt
Organism: Paramacrobiotus metropolitanus
Lineage: Eukaryota; Metazoa; Tardigrada; Eutardigrada; Parachela; Macrobiotidae
Product: small G protein signaling modulator 1-like
Exons: 17
Coding region: 833-3949 (1038 amino acids)
Biological process (GO): activation of GTPase activity
Molecular function (GO): GTPase activator activity
Source: RefSeq, a predicted model, not a curated record